AUGGCAACUCCACAAAAAAACACAGAAAACCCAAUGAAGUUAGAGGGCAACACGACGGAGCGUGUGGACAGUAUUAAGAAGUCACUUGAGAAACUUCUAAGCCUUUCUGUAGAUGAUGCAUCGGAAACAGGGACGCUGCGGUCCAGGAUAAACGAACAGUCAAGUCUGAUCUGCAUGCUGAAACAGAGAGCAGAUGAGGUGCUCCUUCGAAGUCAAGCCCUUCAGAAAAUCAAUACAGAGCUAGAGGGCCAACUAGCAGACUGCCAAAAAGAACUGGACGGUGAAAGAAAGAAAGGAGAACUAUUAGAGAAGAGAUUUAUGGAUUUAGCUGCCAACAAUCAAGCAAUUAUUGCUUUCAUGGAUGAGUACAAACAUCAGAAUGCCCAGUUAAAGCUGGAAAACGAACAGCUGCAGUCAGAAAAUGACAAGCUUUUCUCCCAAAAAUUACAAGAUAAAGAAGUGUUUGUUCAAAAACUGAUGCAAGAAAUCAAACAGCUGACAGAGGGAUACACACACAAGGAAAAGGAAUAUCGGGAGAAUUUAGCUGGAUGCCAGUCAAAACUCCUGGAACAAAUGACUCAGCAUCAAGCCAAGGACGCAUUGCUACUUGAUCAACUGUGUGAUGCUCAGCGACAACAAAGAGAUGCUAUAGAGAUGUGCAACGAGCUUGAGCUGAAGCUACAAAAGGCUGAAGAAGAGCAUGCUUUGAAGGAAACCAGCAUAAGAGAUAGCAUUACAAGCCUCACCAAAGAGAAGGACAAAUUACUGUAUCUGUCUAUGGAAAGAGGAAAAGUGAUACAGGAGAAACAAAAGGAAAUCCAACAACUGGAGACAAAAUGGAAAGAAGAGAAAAAAGCCCGGGCUAAGGCAGAGAACAGGUUUGAACAGGAAGCCGAAGCUGUUAAUGCAGAUCUUAAAGUGAAGUCCCUCCAGUCUGCUCUUGCUGACUCCACGGCAAACUAUGGAAAGCUGAAAAAGGAUUUUGAAGCCCUCAAAGAACACAGCACCAACCUCCUUUUGCAAGAAAGAGAGUUAAAUAAGAAGCUUCGCCAUAUGAUGGGCUAAU
Molecule: messenger RNA, 1066 nt
Organism: Plectropomus leopardus (leopard coralgrouper)
Lineage: Eukaryota; Metazoa; Chordata; Actinopteri; Perciformes; Serranidae
Gene: ccdc89
Product: coiled-coil domain containing 89
Source: RefSeq, a predicted model, not a curated record